AUCUCUCAAACUCUGAAAUUCUAUUCUCUCUUUAGCUCCAUUCAAUACUUUGCAUGCGAUAUCCAUACUAUUUCUCUCUAUAAAGUCAGUUCUUGAGCAUAGAAAGAAUCCCCAUCUCCACUCGCAGAAGCAAUGUGGAUGGUACAUUCUAGUGAUUACUCAUUUGAUCGGAAACUUCGGCCUCUAAUGCCGAAGUCGACGAUCACCGCUAGCAGCAGUACAGCAUUUUCUGCAAUGCCAACUCCUUGUUGCUAUUGCAUUCACCACAACCAAACUACAGUGAAUGAUGACCGCCAAUUCAGAAAUGUAGAACCUUUAGUCAUGAGUUCAAGAUGGAAUCCAACAGCAGAUCAAUUACAGGCCCUUCAAGAAAUGUAUAGACGAGGAGUAAGAAGUCCAUCAGCCCAACAAAUCCAGCAAAUUGCUGGAAACCUUCGUCAAUUUGGUAAAAUUGAAGGGAAAAAUGUGUUUUAUUGGUUUCAAAACCACAAAGCAAGAGAGAGGCAGAAAAAACGUCGUGAACAAGAGGCAUCUUUAUCUAGAAAAAGGAAGUGCGAUGUCUUUGUGAACCCUGAAAGUGAACAUUCAGGUACACGUACGACACAACUUUGUCACAAUGAGUAGAGUAGAGUAGACUGAGUCGGGAAGCAGUUAGUCCAUGGCACAGCCUAGUAUGAAGAAUUCUACGUCGUGAAUGGUCAAGGAUGCCAGUCCUGCUACUCACAUGAAUGGUCU
Messenger RNA from Olea europaea var. sylvestris, 735 nucleotides. Its product is annotated as WUSCHEL-related homeobox 1-like. The transcript is spliced from 2 exons. The record is from RefSeq and is a predicted model, not a curated record. NCBI's taxonomy places the organism in Eukaryota, Viridiplantae, Streptophyta, Magnoliopsida, Lamiales, Oleaceae. Gene Ontology annotation, molecular function: DNA-binding transcription factor activity; DNA binding. Gene Ontology annotation, biological process: plant organ development. Bases 133 to 624 code for a protein of 163 amino acids.